Acipenser ruthenus (sterlet) is the source of this 729-nucleotide messenger RNA. It is a transcript of the gene efcab10, whose product is annotated as EF-hand calcium-binding domain-containing protein 10. The record is from RefSeq and is a predicted model, not a curated record. NCBI's taxonomy places the organism in Eukaryota, Metazoa, Chordata, Actinopteri, Acipenseriformes, Acipenseridae. Gene Ontology annotation, molecular function: calcium ion binding. The transcript is spliced from 5 exons. Bases 177 to 578 code for a protein of 133 amino acids.
AUAGCACUGACUGAUCCCACAGAUGGUGAUGGGCAGCAGUGUGGAGUAGUGCUGGUUAGGGCUCUGGACUCUUGACCGGAGGGUCGAGGGUUCAAUCCCCGGUGGGGGACACUGCUGUUGUACCCUUGAGCAAGACAGCGGUAUCCUAGCAACAGAAUUCUAACAAAAUAACAAACAUGGCGACAUCUCGGGAACUGGACGCAAAUAAUUAUCUGGAGAAACAUAAAAUAUUAGAACUUAUGGAUAAUCUUACUAGUAUGCUCUUCUUCCACAGACCAGAAAGACCCUGUGAGUUUUUGAUAACUCAACUUGAGAAGCUGAAAUUAGCCAGAACAACAUCUAGGGAUUAUCCUUGUCUAUUUAAUGAAUCAAAUUUAGAGGCUAUUUUUGGAAUACUGGAUCCCACAAGGCAAGGAUAUAUUACUCUCGGCCAGUACAAAGAAGCGCUGAAUACCAUAGGAUUAAAACAGUUUGAUGCAUUUCCACAAGGAGCAGAUUACAACAGAAUAACACUGGAAACAUUCAAGAAAGAAGCGAAGGAUGGAUUAUUAAAAUCUUCUGCCACUUUUAAAUCAUGACAAGAGCAAAUGAUUACUGUAUCCAUUUGUUUCGAACCUACUGUGUAUAUUGCACAAUGACCUGAUCUUGUGAUGUUUAUUUUUUACAAUCAACAUGCACAUUUAACAAAUAAAGAUGCAGUUCUUAUGAAAACUAAUUUAUUUUGCUUUU